AUGAGUAUUAAAGAAGACGAAGUGGAAACUUUUCUGGAUAGCAAUCCAGAUUUUACUAAGCAAUAUUUCGAGAAGAAAAUGCUGGACGGGACCUCCUGGGCAAUGCCAAGCUCGGGUCAACUUUCUGAAGAUUUUAUGGGCUUUGAAGGGUCGGGCCAGGAGGAUGACAGCGAAACGCUCUUGGAGCUGAUACAAGACAUGCAAGAGAGCAUCAACAUGGAGAAGGUGGUCUUCAAGACCCUAAGAAGAAUUAGCGUUCUGAUCCAUGCGGACCGCUGCAGCCUCUUCAUGCACAGGCAGCGGAACAGCACGCCGGAGCUUGCCACUCGGCUCUUCAAUGUUCAUAAGGAGAGCACCAUGGAGGAAUGCCUGGUGCCCCCUGACUGUGAAAUUGUUUUCCCAUUGGACCUUGGUGUGGUUGGGCACGUUGCUCAGACCAAGAAGACGGUAAACAUCCAGAAUGUUGGAGAGUGCCAUCAUUUUAGUAAGUUUGUAGAUGAACUCACUGACUACACCACAAGGAACAUCCUGGCAACCCCAAUCAUGAAUGGCAAGGAUGUGGUUGCAGUGAUCAUGGCUGUGAAUAAGGUCGGAGGUCCAUAUUUCAGCACUGCAGAUGAAAAACUUUUCCUGAAGUAUCUCAAUCUUGCCUCUUUGAACUUAAAAAUUUAUCAUUUGAGCUACCUUCACAACUGUGAAACUCGAAGAGGCCAGGUUUUGCUCUGGUCUGCCAAUAAGGUAUUUGAGGAACUGACUGACAUUGAGAGACAAUUUCACAAAGCACUUUACACAGUGAGAGCAUAUUUGAACUGUGAAAGGUAUUCUGUUGGCCUUCUGGAUAUGACCAAACACAAGGAAUUCUUUGACCUCUGGCCAGUUCUAAUGGGUGAAGUUCCACCUUAUUCAGGGCCUCAAACACCAGAUGGCAGAGAGAUUGUCUUUUAUAAAGUUAUUGAUUAUGUUUUACAUGGAAAGGAAGAAAUUAAAGUAAUCCCAAAUCCUAAGGCAGAUCACUGGGCACUAGCAAGUGGGCUCCCAACUUAUGUCACAGAAACUGGUUUUAUCUGCAACAUUAUGAAUGCUGCUUCAGAUGAAAUGUUUACAUUUCAGGAAGGACCUGUUGAUGACUCAGGCUGGACCAUCAAAAAUGUCCUCUCCAUGCCAAUAGUAAACAAAAAGGAAGAAAUUGUAGGUGUUGCUACAUUUUACAACCGGAAAGAUGGAAAGCCCUUCGAUGAACAGGAUGAAACCCUAAUGGAGUCCCUGACGCAAUUUCUUGGCUGGUCUGUGCUCAAUACUGAUACUUAUGAUAAGAUGAAUAAACUGGAGAAUCGGAAGGAUAUUGCACAGGAUAUGGUGCUCUACCAUGUGCAAUGUAGCAAGGAUGAAAUCCAAGCAAUCCUGCCAACUCGAAAGAAACUUGGCAAAGAGGUGACUGAAUGUGAUGAGGAAGAGCUGGCAGAAAUCCUAAAAACAGAGCUUCCAGAUCCUGCACAGUUUGAAAUCUAUGACUUCCACUUUUCUGAUCUGGAAAGGACUGAACUCGAGCUUGUGAAAUGUGGCAUUCAGAUGUACUAUGAACUCGGAGUGGUGAAAAAGUUCCAGAUUCCGCAGGAGGUGCUGGUAAGAUUUAUCUAUUCUGUCAGUAAAGGUUACAGAAGGAUUACUUAUCACAACUGGCGCCAUGGCUUCAACGUUGCACAAACCAUGUUCACACUUCUCAUGACAGGCAAUCUGAAGCGGUACUACACGGAUCUCGAAGCACUUACUAUGGUGACUGCUGCUUUGUGCCAUGAUAUCGAUCACCGAGGAACCAACAAUCUUUAUCAGAUGAAAUCUCAACAUCCCUUAGCAAAACUUCAUGGCUCAUCAAUUCUUGAGAGACACCACUUGGAGUUUGGUAAAUUUCUGCUCUCAGAAGAGUCCCUGAAUAUUUAUCAGAAUCUCAACAGGAGGCAGUUUGAGCAUGUGACUCACUUGAUGGAUAUUGCCAUUAUUGCUACGGACUUAGCAUUGUACUUCAAAAAGAGAACAAUGUUUCAGAAAAUUGUGGAUGAAUCCAAAACCUACAACAGUGAGAAAGAGUGGGUUGAAUAUUUGUCUCUAGAAGCCACAAGAAAAGAGAUUAUCAUGGCCAUGAUGAUGACUGCCUGUGACCUGUCUGCUAUCACAAAGCCCUGGGAAAUACAGAGUAAGGUGGCACUGCUUGUGGCAGCUGAAUUCUGGGAACAGGGUGAUAUGGAGAGAUCUAUACUUCAGCAACAGCCUAUCCCUAUGAUGGACCGAAGGAAAGCUGCUGAGCUCCCAAAACUUCAAGUUGGUUUCAUUGAUUUUGUCUGCACAUUCGUGUAUAAGGAAUUCUCACGCUUCCAUACAGAAAUUCAGCCAAUGUAUGAAAGAUUGCUGAACAACAGAAACGAGUGGAAAGCCCUGGCAGAGACAUAUGAUGCAAAAAUGAAAGCUUUGGAGGAAGAACAAAAGAAAGAGGCCGAGAAAACAGUCACCAGCAAAGGUUAG
Varanus komodoensis (Komodo dragon) is the source of this 2517-nucleotide messenger RNA. It is a transcript of the gene PDE6B, whose product is annotated as phosphodiesterase 6B. Gene Ontology annotation, biological process: signal transduction; retina development in camera-type eye. Bases 1 to 2517 code for a protein of 838 amino acids. The transcript has 21 exons. Gene Ontology annotation, molecular function: protein binding; 3',5'-cyclic-nucleotide phosphodiesterase activity. Gene Ontology annotation, cellular component: photoreceptor outer segment membrane. NCBI's taxonomy places the organism in Eukaryota, Metazoa, Chordata, Lepidosauria, Squamata, Varanidae. The record is from RefSeq and is a predicted model, not a curated record.